This is a messenger RNA of Mixia osmundae IAM 14324, 2589 nucleotides long. RefSeq lists its product as uncharacterized. Bases 1 to 2589 code for a protein of 862 amino acids. Gene Ontology annotation, biological process: regulation of DNA-templated transcription. The record is from RefSeq and is a predicted model, not a curated record. Gene Ontology annotation, molecular function: DNA-binding transcription factor activity, RNA polymerase II-specific; RNA polymerase II cis-regulatory region sequence-specific DNA binding. Lineage: Eukaryota; Fungi; Basidiomycota; Mixiomycetes; Mixiales; Mixiaceae. The transcript has 4 exons.
AUGGAAACUGCAGGACGAGAAGCAAAUCGGGCGCCAGGCAGAGAUCCUGAGCCUUCGCCUGCCGUGCCUAGAGAAGCACUGGAAGCGUACAUGCAAGCCAUGCUCGGCCCACAACGAAGCGCGUCUUCACUUUCUCACGGUACGCCUCCCUCGACAGGCGCAGGCUAUCACGAACACUCGGGCCUGCGCUCGAUGCCGAUGAGACUAAAAUCGGAAGACGGCUUCGCGUUCGGUCAAGGCGCUUCUCGAGCGGGAUCGGGAUCAUCUGCAAUGAGUCUCGACGGACAGAUGCUCAAUGGUGGGCACCAUCAGCUCAACACGGCCCUCACUCUCGAUACGACACCCGCCAAAGAGGGUUACUACGAUUCUCCGGUCAGUAUGCUCAACAGUGCCAUGUUGCCUACCCCGAUGCCGCUGCCCGAGUUGGGCCACUCUCAGUCGGCUCAGCAGGAGUACCGACACGAUCUGCUCGUGCCUGAAGAACAUAAUACUUGGGAUUACGCUUCAAGCGAGGGUGGCCCUCCCUCCGAGUACGAAGACUUUGAGCCUUCUGCCAACUUUACACACGCUGAAUACAACGACGCGAGCUCGCAUGUGCCCUCGCAUGACGCAUUCACUCAGCACCAGCAGCAAGGCCAUGCGCAAGGCGACGUCUUUCUCUCUCAAAUGCAGCUCAAAAACCUUAGCUUAGAAGCAAAAGCAAAGUCGCCCAGUCAUUCUGCAGGUCAAUUCAUCGAUAGCGUCAGGACAGAGUCGCCCAGCGCUCUACCGUCCUCUACGCUACAUCAAGGAGCUGCCUCAAAGCAGGACAACAAGGACUAUCGUUUUCCGCUCUAUCAACCCGGUAGAGGCGAUACCCUGAAGCCGAUAGAAGACUUUACUUUCUCGCCUUCUGCCAAAGAGCCCCCGCGAAAUCUAUCGCCUGACGACCGUGCUUGGCUAGACUCGCUGGCAUCGAGAAGCAGCAGUGAUUCGCAUCAAAGACUCACGUCUUCGCCGCCUUCACUGGCAGUAGACGACUCCCAAGCAAGGGAUAAUCCUUCGGCCGCCGCCGUUUCGAGGACGAACGCGAAUAGCUAUAGUCCCAACGGACGUAUCAUCUCGCCACCUCUUGCCAAGCUGUCGAUUCCUGACUUCACAGGAGGAGCGGCGGAUUCUAUUGCUGCACAUGCGCCGGCCGAAGUGCCUAAUAUCUCCUUCCAUGGUGCGACUCCCAACACCGCCGUGCCGCCCACAGCUCUACCGAGACACUACAUGCCUGCCAAAUCUGGCCAACAGAGGUCGACGAGCGAGAAGGAAUCACUCUUCUGGUCGCUUGUUCAACAGCAGCAAGAUCAAGAAAGGCAGCAGUUGCAAAAUCUCCUUCAAGCUCAACCUCAAUCCCAUGCUCCAGCUGCGCAACAGUCGUUUUUGUCGGGUCGUAACCCGAUAAGACAGCGCUCAAAGUCUGAUGUUGGCCCAAUAUCGCCCACUGCUACGUUUCAUCCGAUGGAUGCCGUUUUCCCAAGGUCGAACGCUAUCGACCCUCGCCAAUUAGAUCGACUGCAACCUGCGCCGUGGCAAGAGCAAGCAAUAGACGAUGAGAUUAUGUCCGAAAGCGAUGACGCCUUCAGCGCCUACUCUCAAGGCGACGUUUCUGGCGAUGAAGAUAUGAGAACACGCUCUAGCGCUGCUGGACCUCACAAAACGAGACGAAGAGGAAGCCAUGUGAGAGAACGUGCUUCGCCUUUUCCGACUACGCCUGCCAUUCCUUCUCUACCCUCACCAUCGCCCUAUCAUCUGACAGCGGACAACUUAGCUGCUGAUUAUUCGCUCAGGAGAGCUCAUAGCAGUAAUGCGCUCAACCGACAUCGCGCUAGUCUGAGCGACACCACUGGCAUGUAUUGGCCAAGCCAUGUCCAGCCUCAGAUGCCAUAUACUGCCGGGAUACCGCAACCUGGCUCAGCCUGGCCAGGCCCGAUGGCUCACCCGCAAUAUCAAGUUGCAGACUCGAGCGAGCUCAUGGCUCGAUAUGGGCUUCUUGUACCGCCCAACACGAUCAACGUACCCGCUCUAUCGCCCUUUCCUGGAUCAAUCUCGAGAUCUAAUAGCGUCCUGUCAAGCUCGUCUUCUGCUAUCAGCAGCCACGACGAUGGAUCGUAUUACGAAUCGGGACCCUCACGUCAAGUGCAUAGAAGGACGGGAUCGAAUCAGUCUAGCGCAGCGGGCGCUCAACCGCUCCAUUGGGAAUCGCAAACGACGGAAGCCACUCGUGCAGCUGCAGAAGCAAGAAGGAAGCCAGGUACUCAGGCCAAAUUCGAGUGCGAGUUCUGUGGUCAGACCUUUACACGUCGUUAUAAUCUUGCGGGACAUCUCAACUCUCACCUCGGUGCUCGACCUUUUGAGUGUGACUAUCCAGAGUGUGGCAAGAGCUUUGCGCGCGCACACGAUCUCAAACGGCACGCUGGAUUGCACGCUCCUAUCGAAAAGUAUCCCUGCGUAUGCGGUCGCAAAUUCAAACGUCAAGACGCCUUGCAACGCCAUCACAAAAGUGAAGCUGGAGCUACUUGUGCGCAGGAGAUGAGUUCUCAAAACGGAGACGCCUAUUGA